AUGGCGAAAUCUUACCUCGAGCCAUUGCGUCACCUCACCAAGAAUGGCUUCGACGAUGCGCGCUUGCUACUUCUUCAAGGCCUCAGUCGCGAGCAGCGCAGUGCCUUGAUUCAGGAAGGUAUGGAGCGCUUCACUACCGACGAAGCAUUCGUGCAAUUGUGUCUCCGUAUGCUCGAUUCGCUGCAACAACCAGAAGAGCGGGCGACAUCUGAGCUGCCCAUUGAAAGGAACGACUCCCGGCAGCCUGGCAACAUACAAGCCACGCCCGCGCCUGCACCCGCCGCGCAUAUUCCCCCAACCUCUGGCAUAGCACUACCGAGGCGCCAAACCAAGCGGAAAGCGACGGAAAACGUAGACCCAUCCGACGACCGUGUUCAGAAAGCGCCCACGCUCGACGCGACAUGUGACGGUGUCAGCAGCCUCUCCAAUGGAGACGAAGACGACGAUGAAGACUGGGAGGGUAUGACUGCAAAACUUGAUAACGCUCUACGGGAUGACGCUCCCGCGGUCGCCAACGCCAACAUCAAUGUCAUCGACAUACGCUCCACAGCCUUCGACAUACCCGUACGCAAGAUAGGUGCAUGGGUUGUGAACGCUGUCGGGCUUGAAGAAUGGCAGCCGCUCAGCGAUGUUGAGUCGGGUAAGAGUAUCUUAGCAAGGUUCUUGACAGACUUCGCUUUCAACCAAGCCAAGCACGCGACAUUAGAGCGGUGGCUGGGUUUGUAG
Alternaria arbusti is the source of this 726-nucleotide messenger RNA. RefSeq lists its product as uncharacterized. The transcript has 2 exons. Lineage: Eukaryota; Fungi; Ascomycota; Dothideomycetes; Pleosporales; Pleosporaceae. The record is from RefSeq and is a predicted model, not a curated record. The coding region runs from base 1 to 726 and encodes 241 amino acids.